CCCGGCCCGCGGCGGCUCACACCGCACCCCGCCCCAGCGCAGCACCAUGCCCGUCUGCCGCCUCGGCCCGCUGGCCGCCGCCCUCCUUGGCCUGCUGCUGCUGGGCCUGCGCCCAGUCACAGGAGCAGAGAAAGCCGGCGUGUGCCCCCAGCUGCAGGAGACCGUGAAGUGCACGCAGGAGUGCGCCUCGGACAGCGAGUGCGCGGGCAACCUCAAGUGCUGCCGGGCCGCCUGCUCCAGCGUCUGCUCGGCGCCCAAUGAAAAGCAGGGUUCCUGCCCACCGAUAAGAGCUAACUUCCCCCAGCUCGGCCUCUGCUACGACCAGUGCCAGGUGGACAGCCAGUGUUCUGGCCAGAUGAAAUGCUGCCGCAACGGCUGCGGGAGAAUGUCCUGCCUCACACCCAAGUUCUGAGCUCCAGCCACCACCAGCCUGAGGAGUGGGGAGAGGAAGUUUCUGCCUGGCCCUGCCUUUGGCUCAAUCCCAGCUGCUCUCCCCUCUUUCUGGCCUCUGCCAUUCCCUCCUGGGCUGACUACAGCGUCUCCCUUUUCCAACCAAUAAAGUGACUGCUUUCAGCACA
Galeopterus variegatus (Sunda flying lemur) is the source of this 578-nucleotide messenger RNA. It is a transcript of the gene WFDC2, whose product is annotated as WAP four-disulfide core domain 2. Gene Ontology annotation, biological process: innate immune response; antibacterial humoral response. The record is from RefSeq and is a predicted model, not a curated record. The transcript is spliced from 4 exons. Gene Ontology annotation, cellular component: extracellular region. The coding region runs from base 47 to 412 and encodes 121 amino acids. Gene Ontology annotation, molecular function: peptidase inhibitor activity. Lineage: Eukaryota; Metazoa; Chordata; Mammalia; Dermoptera; Cynocephalidae.